Molecule: messenger RNA, 3925 nt
Organism: Bombyx mandarina (wild silkworm)
Lineage: Eukaryota; Metazoa; Arthropoda; Insecta; Lepidoptera; Bombycidae
Gene: Y-e
Product: yellow-e
Cellular component (GO): extracellular region
Source: RefSeq, a predicted model, not a curated record
AGUCACGGUUAUGCUCGCCACGCCUUCGGGAUCGACCACUUUUACUUUUAAGGUGUUAGGCUGAGCUCGUAGUGUAGAGGGGCGAGUUAACAGUAUUCGGACGUAAAUACUGGUACUCCAGUGUAUAUUACUGACGCCGUAUCGUAACACGGCUCGUGCCUCCUUGCUUCACUUACGCUUUAACACGUGCUCCCCAAUAUACUAAGCCGGUACGUCGUGGACUUCUCUUACAGAAAACCGCAAUGAGGCAUCAAAUGAUACUACUUUGUGCUUGCCUAGCUACGGUGAGUGCGACUCUGGAAGUGGUCAACCAGUGGAGCUUACUGCAGUUUGAUUUUCCACCUGAUCCAGUGCUUCUGGAGAAGUUUGAACCUGAAAACACUGUUCCUACAGGGUUAGAGAUAGGUUGGGACAAAUUGUACCUCGGUAUACCGAGGUUAAGGAGUGGCGUACCAGCCACUGUAGCAUGGGUUCCUCGGAGCUUGCCGCCUGGUGUCAGUCCUGUCUUGCAGGCGUACCCUGACUGGUCAUGGCAUACAGCAGGACGUGGGGACAUCAAUUGUACGGGGCUGAUAUCGGUGUAUCGCGUCCGAGCUGAUAGAUGCAACAGGCUCUGGGUACUGGAUGCCGGAGUUAUCACCAGCCUUGAUGAUUUCCGACGCGUUUGUCCUCCUAAAAUAUUGAUUUUUGAUAUGGCUACUGAUCGUCUUGUGAGAAGCGUAUACUUCCCUCGCGAGUUACUGCGUCCCAGCUCUUUGCUAACCAAUUUGGUGCUGGAUGAAACUCGUUCGUCUUCGAGGCUUUCGUCGACUUGUGAUCAUUUAUAUGCGUACAUCAGUGACACUGUAGCACCAGGCAUAAUAGUGUACGAUGGUGGUCGUGAUAAUGCUUGGCGCGUGACCCACGCAUCAAUGUACCCCGAUCCCGAUCUCGGCGAAUAUGACAUAGGCGGAGAAAGAUUUACCCUCAUGGAUGGUGUUGUCGGCCUUGCGCUUUCCCCCGCCCAAGGACUUCUCUACUACCAACCUCUUGCUACAGAUAGAGUAUUCAGCGUAUCAACAGCAGUUCUUGCAGCUGGUCCCCCUGCGGAGGGUACCGAGCUUCCUGUGAACCUCGUAGGCCGAAAAUCCUCUCAAGGUCUAGGCUUGGCUGUCGACCCCCGCGAUGACACUAUCAUCUUUAGCCCCAUGACCGAGACCGCCAUUGCAGCGUGGAACCCCAUCACUAACACACACAAGGUAUUGGCCCAAGACUCCGAGAAGCUGCAGUUUUGCGCAGAGGUCCGGUGGGCGGAACGCGACAACGGCGCAGUCUGGGCUCUUUCCACUCGCUUCCACAAGUAUUUCCGCAGAGCUGCUUCCAAACAUGAGAUUAAUGUUCGCGUGGUCCGAGUGGUAGAGGGUCGGCCAUUUGUUUCGUUACAACCGCAUAUACUCCGUCGCUCCACACGUCUUGCCAACGCUACGCUAUACUGAAAUGUAACAUUAACCGAAUUCAAAAUAAAAUGUGUUCACCACAUGUUUAAAUCAAUAAUUUAUUAAUUCGCUUUCACUAUAAAUAUAUUUAAAAUUUACAUUUUAUCACAAAUUUUAUCUUGUAAGGUGUUAAAUUUGAUUCGGUUUAAUAAAUUAAAAUUUUAUUUUGAUUUCGGUUGACUACUAAAUAUUUCACUGAUGCUGAUCGCUUCAAAGUUUAGGGGUGUGGGAUCGCUUGCCAUAAUAUGGAACGUUUAUAAUUUUUUUCAGUCUUCGUCAAUUUUUCUCACGCCAUCAACAAUGUGUCGUUACGCAUAAAUCAUAGAUUACUGCAAUUUAGCUUUGAAUAUUAAUUUAUUCUGCUACUAUCGUUUGAAAGUUACUACGAUAUGAAAAUUCGGAACCCAUUUUUUUCAUCUAUAUAUUUAAAGGCUAUUCUGUUUGUGGUGAAGGCAUUAAAUAUAAUUUAAGAUUUUCUCACUAUUAAACAAUUUUUUUGGAUUUGUUUCACGAAUAAAGAAACUAAAAUAUAUGUAUGUUUAAAAAUUUUUUGGCGUGUGAGCUCUCAAGAUAUUUUGCAUUUUUGAAUAUUUAUUAGGACAAUACUUGAUCACUUUGUAUUAUCAGAGUCAGUAUACUUAAAUCAUAUUGUUAUUAAUUACGAUUUGAUUUAAGUCACAUGAAAUAGUUAUAAUAAUUUUUGACAUUUUUUUCUCUUUCCAAUUUCUACUGGUGAAUAUUUUAACAAAUUCAUAAACAAUUCAUAAAAUCAUUUAUAUCCAUAGCCUAGAUGUUCACUUUGUGUUCAUUAUUAAAUGAAUGUCUUCUUAUACCCAGACUUGCAUGUAGUCUAGCGGUAUUACGUUCCAACGAAUAAAAAUAAUAUAGGUGAGAAACUCAGUACGGCUUGCUGUAAAAUAUCUUCAGAUUUUCUUUUUUUGUAAUUGUGUGAUAUACUUUAUUUACGAGCGUUCACUGUUCGGAGCCGGUUAAUAAUUACUUUUAACAGAGUGAGUUGUACGUAAACUUGCUUGUAUUAUAGAGUAAAAUUAGCAAAAUCUAUAAAAUUUGCGUAACGCUUAUUGAUCGUGUUUACAGCUCGUAAACUAGCUUAGACCUUAGAUUUAAAUAUCAAGUUUCGAAUUUGAAUAAACAUUCUAUCACUGCCUUUGUAGGCCAUGGCUAGGCUAUGUGUUCUUAAAUUUUAUAAGUGGAGGCUAAAAGAAAUAUCUUAUUGUUUGUUCUCAGUAUAUAUUUUGUUAGUGUAAACAUUGUACAUAAUCCAUACACUCAUUUCAUAAUUCUUAUUUUUAAGUAAUUGAAAUACAACAGAUGUUAUUUUAUACUUUUAACUUAUCUGUAUUUUUUAUUCUUUUAUUUACGCAGUCCAAAUUUCAAUUAAAUUAAAUAUUAUUCUAUUUUCAUGGUAAUUUUAGGCGAUAUUAGUAUUGCGAUUGUACUGCUGGUAUGCUUAAGUUUUUUUAAUCACAAGUAUUUGACUGGUCAAAAUUUUUGUUUACAUUUACGCCAAAAACUUAGCAAAAAGUUCGCGGACGUGAGCAAAAUAAAAUUCAACUUUAUAUCUUUGAGGGUUUUCCGGCUAAAGUAAAAAAACAUGUCCGAGUAUUCGUUGUAAAUGAAAAAUAGAAAUCAUGUAAACGAAGUACGUAAGUGUGUUUUAUCUUUCGAUUCGUUUUCUCUUUUUGUUAUCCUCACUAUUGUUAGCCAUCAAACCGUUAAGUCUGCUGGCCAAACCACAUAGAGCGAUUUUGGUUACGGUUUCAAUUAAAUAUGGUAUAUUUAUAUAUAUAUAUUUUUUUAUGUUAAUGCACUGUCGAUUGCACCUAUAAUUGAGGUGACAUCUGCCAUGAACUUUUGUCAAUUUGUCAAUGUUUUGUAUUGAUGAUCACUUUGUUGGUGCAACUUAAUAAAUAAAUAAAUAAAUACUUGUUGAAGAUGUAACUUUUCGGAUCUCUGAAUUAAUUUCUGAUGAAGAAAAGCUUUUGGUUGUUCCUGUAUUUUUCUGAUGACUUCAAAACGAACCUUAUUUUUAUUAAUGUCAGCUACCGAAUUGCAACGUGGCAUAUCGGUUUCCUUAUAUGUAUAUAUUAUUUAAAAAAAAAACUCUUUCACCAGUUAUCCAUGUCGUAUUUACGAAACUUGUUUUACAUAUACAUUUACCGCAUAUGCUUUAAUUAAUUGUUAAAUUUCAUAAUUCUAACAAUAUGUUCAUAAUGCUUACGAAUAAAAUGGAAACCAAUUAUACUUAUAGGGUUUUUUUUAAAGUGAUUAAAUUCGACUACUUUAAUUUCAUUACUGUAAUAAAACAAUAUAACGGAGCUGGCAAAAACAGGUUUCAUCCUUUUAAAUUAUUGUAGAUAAAAAUAUAGGUUGUAAUGAACUUUGUAUUGUAUCAUAGUAAACAAUUUCGUGUACACAUUAAAAUAAAU